This is a messenger RNA of Hydra vulgaris (swiftwater hydra), 2372 nucleotides long. RefSeq lists its product as uncharacterized. The record is from RefSeq and is a predicted model, not a curated record. Gene Ontology annotation, molecular function: zinc ion binding; DNA binding. NCBI's taxonomy places the organism in Eukaryota, Metazoa, Cnidaria, Hydrozoa, Anthoathecata, Hydridae.
GAACUUUUUACAGUCCAACUAUCUGUUCUGUUAAGUGAACUAUGGCGUCCAUUUUGAGCGAUCAAAAACAGUUACCCAACUGUGGCACGUCUUUAGUGGAUAGUGACCCUGUAAUUCUUCGAUGUAAUCAAACUUUAAAACUUGAAACUGCCAUAGAAAUAUUAAAUAAUACUGAUCAAUAUAAAGUUAUUCAUAAAGUUCCUGAAAAUCCAAAAGGAGGAGAUACUUUUUUGCUUAUUCCUUUAAACGGUGAAGAUUCCUGGAAAAACGAUGGGUACAAAUGGUGCCAUUAUGGACCAAAACUUGUACCUGGAAAAAAUCCAACAGUCCAAAAAAGAUAUUAUGCUGCUUAUAUGAGUAAUGGAAAAGUUUCAAAGUUUCAUAAAAAUGUUUAUCAGUUAAUAAAUGACGAGCGGGAAAGAGUUCCAGUUGUUGUACAUUAUUUUGGAGAUCAUACAAUAGCUGCAAUGCGAGACUCUAAAAAAGAAUUAAAACAUUCAGAUAAAUCUGUUGUUUCUAGUGAGCACCAAUAUUCAAGAUAUGAAGAUAAAAAAGGAACUGUUCACCGAGCAGUAAAACCGAAACAACAAAAAAAGUGUAUUUUAUCAAAAGAAGAUUUUCUUGAGCUUCACAGAAUAGCUUAUGGUUUAGACUCUUAUGUUAAGUUAAUUUCCCAUUUUCCUGAUUUGGUUAUUGUUUUUGGCUCAAAAGAAAUAUCUGAUGAUCUUGAGAAUUUAUUAGGGUUGAAUCAGGAACCUCGACCAUUAUUUUCUUAUAGUAAUUCAUAUGAGCUAGGAGAUUAUGUUGUGUCUUCCUUCUUGUUUACUCAUCCAGCUUUUCUAGAGCGUCCUACUAUUCCAUCUCACUUUGUUAUUCAUGAAAAAACUUGUGGAUUAGCACAUCAAGAGCUUUGUCGAAUUUUAUCCCAAAUGGUGCCUAGUAUAGUUGGAAGUUCUAAUCCAGUUGUCUUAAAUUUGGAUCCAAAUAAAUUUUCUGCAAUUAGCACUGUUUUUCCAAAUAUGCAUACACUAUUUUCUUGGAAAGAUGUUAUAGCAAAUACAAAAGCGUGGUUGUAUGCUAAUGGUGCUAGUCAGCAGGAAGUUACAGUUUAUAUAGAAGAUUUGCGCCAACUUUUUUCAAGGCGCUCAAAAGAACUAUAUGAAGAAGCACUCGUUGAGUGCAAAACUCGCUGGCAUGACUUUUUUGAAGAGUAUUACAUGAAAGAAAUUCAUGAAGUUGUUAAUGAUAGAUUAGGUAGAUGGGCACUUGAAAAGUGGAAUGUGUAUAAUCCCUAUACAGGUGUGACUGAUAAAAGUAAUGAAGGUAUGGAAAUUGUUAUUAGACAACUUAAAGUCUCAGGAAAUUCACCUGUUCAAUCAACUGUUUUGUCUCUUUGUUUAUUACAGCGUUGGUUGUCUUGUGAGAUUUCUAAAAGCUUUUGUGGAGUAGGACCCUACACAAUGCGUGCAGAAUUUCAAGCACUUCAAAGAAAUAUGGAUGAUAUUAAUAACAGUUCUCCUUCCUGUCCACCUGACCAGAUUUUGUUUUAUAUUCAAAAUAAACAGGUUUUGGUGGCAGAAGGGAUUUUAAAAGAUGAUGCUGAGAAUUCUGAAAUCAAAAUGAAUUUACAGUCUGCAGCUACUCAGCUAUUAAAAGCUGGUGCAAUUGAGUUAAAUAGCAAACAGCAAACUUUUACUGUAAAAGUCAACCCUGUUACUUAUUAUGAAGUUAGUUUGUUUCCUAAAGUUUCUUGUUCAUGUCUGGAAAACAGGAGUGGAUUAUGCUCGCAUGUUUUAGCUGUUAAAAUGAGUCUUGGUAUAAACAUUGAAGAUGACUUGCGUAAGUAUCAACCCCAGCGAAAUAUUAAAUCUGAAAUAAAAUUGAACUCUGAUAAAAAAAUGAAAAGGGAAGGAAGCAACGAAGAUAGAUUAUUUCACCACUUACAUAGCAAAAGAUCAAAGGAGGUUAUCUCUGAUGAAGAUGUUUCAAUCCAAAGUAAUGAAAUGACACAUGUUAAUGAAAACAUUGACCCAGAGGGCAAUGAAGCAGUAGAUGUUGAUCAUACUACUACUGUGCUUUUACAUAAUACACUUGAUGAUGCUACACAAUUACAAAACCUUUUGCAAAUGUCUAACCCUUCAUUCCAGCAUGAAGUAGGUAUGAAUAUGUAGCACAAUCUUAUAUUUUAUGUAUACAUGAUAAUUGCGAACUCUUUAAUUCGUUUAUUUAAUGGAGUUUAUAAAUUCCGACGACAGUUUCAAGCAAAAAAAAUAAGUCUUGGUUUAUUUAAAAUUGUUAUGAAUUUUUAUUGAAUUGUAUGAUCUAUGUUUUAAACCGGUUUGAUCUAAACCAAAUAAAUUGUGUUGAUGUUA